AUAUAUUCAAAGGCCGUGGUGACGUCACGAGGACUCGCCCGAGCCGCGGCGAGGCUGUGACGUCACAAGGCCGCCGCGUGGUCACGUGAGUCGCGCUCUGAUUGGCCGGCCGCGCGCACGGUUUGCGAUGUAGCGCCGCGCGGACGGCAGUCUCGCCUCACUGCUGCGAGCACGUGGCGGCCGGCUUCAUUCAGCAGUGCGUCACCUGCUGGCUUGAUGAUAGUAUCAACAUGGCGGACAAGAAAAUGCAUACAAUUGGAUCAUCCACACUGUCAAUAAUACCACUGGAAAAUUUCAGCUCAACGACACAUCUUACUGAAAAUAAAAGUACAGAAAAACAACAGAACUAUGACCCAUUCUGUGAGAGAGACGUGGAACAUCCAAACAGCGAUGCAGGGGCGCUGGCGCACUUGCUGAAGAGCAGUCUGGGGUCUGGCAUCCUGGCCAUGCCUAACGCCAUGAGGAACGCAGGCUCCGUUCUCGGCAUGGUGCUGACCCUUAUCAUAGGUUUCAUCUGCACCCACUGCGUGCACAUACUGGUCAAGUCCUCGCACGAGCUCUGCCGGCGCACCAAGACACCGUCCAUGACGUUCGCAGAGACCGCGGAGAUGGCCUUCAAGAGCGGUCCUCCUCAGGUCCAGAAGCUGUCCAACUUCACCAGGAAGUUCGUCAACAUAGCCCUUAUAGCAACCUACUACAGCGCCUUAUGUGUCUACAUAGUAUUCAUAGCUACCUCUGUCAAACAGGUGAUUGACUUCCAUUUCCCAGAGCAUGAACUGAACAUCCGGCUGUACAUACUGAUGGUGAUGCCGUUCCUCUAUGGUCUGGGCCUCAUCAGGAACCUCAAGUACCUCGUGCCGUUUUCUGCAAUGGCCAACAUCUUCAUCUUCGUCGGGUUCUGCAUCACCCUGUACUACAUGUUCACGGGCGAGCAGGCGACCAGCCAAGUCAGACUCAUCACGCACGACAUCACGACUAUCCCUGCCUUCCUCAGCACAGUCAUCUUCGCCAUGGAAGGCAUCGGUGUUGUUAUGCCCCUGGAGAACAGCAUGAGGAACCCCAGUCACUUCCUGGGCUGCCCUGGGGUUCUCAACAUAGGCAUGACAUGCGUGGUCCUUCUGUAUGCAGUCAUUGGGCUGUUCGGCUACCUCAAGUACGGCGACGACAUCCAAGCCAGCAUUUCCCUCAACCUUCCCACGGAAGAGAUUCUUGCCCAGGUAGUAAAACUGCUGAUAGCUGCAGCCAUACUGUUCUCCUACGGUCUUCAGUUCUUCAUUCCUUCCGACAUCACGUGGCCGAUGAUAGAGCCUCACGUGAGAGAGAACUGGAGGAAUGCGGCGCAGAACAGCUUCAGGAUAGCCACCAUCACUGCUACAGUGGCGGUGGCGCUGGCGGUGCCGAACCUCGGGCCCAUCAUCUCGCUGGUGGGAGCCGUGUGCUUCUCCACGCUCGGCCUGCUGUGUCCCGCGGUCAUCGACACGGCCACCCACUGGGAGCGCGGCCUGGGCAAGUGGCGCUGGCUGCUCUGGAAGAACGUCUUCAUCAUCGUCUUCUCGCUCAUCGCGCUGUUCACGGGCGCCUACAGCGCCAUCCUCGAGAUCAUCGAGGAGAUGUGAACAACCGAGCACCAAGUGUUCAGUCCCUUCAGAUUCCUUUUAUUUUGGCUAAGCAAUAAGAAAAUACCUGUAAUAAUUGCCACUGCUGACACUUCUCUCUUCGUCCCAAGUACGAAGCACGCAAUAUAUGCUAAUUUAUGUCCUAUGUUUACAGUUGAAUAUUUAUGUUGACAUUAAGCCCUGUCACACUGUCUGUAACUCUGUUUGACAUUAGAUUUAAAAGUGGGGGAGUUGGUAAAUGUUUGCCGGAAAAUGGCUUCCAGUUUUAUCCAUCAAAAAAUUGCGCCACAUGGCCUCAAAUGUUUUUUAAAAUCAUUACUCACUACCAAAGUUUAUUUUUGGUUUUAGUUUUUUUUUAAUCUUUCCUAUAUCAAUGUCAUUUUAAAAUGAAAUACCUACUACUUCACGGUGUUAGGUAAAAAUUAAUUUUGUUAGUUUUUUGCGCAUUUAUAAACUUUUUUAAAUUUUUUUUAAAAUUAAAUUAUUUUUAUACUCAUUAAAUAUUAAAGUAAAGCAUCAGUAUUCUAAAUAUAUAUUUACACAAUAUUAACUUUUUAUUUACAAAACUAUUUCGCCUACGAUGUUCAUACAAAAAGAAUUUAAGUUACUGCACUUUCAUAAACGCUUUAAUCGCCUAUUUUGUCUUCGCUAAUUGAAGAAUUUAUUGUGAUGUAAACGGUAGUCAUUUCCUUUUUCGCUAGUCAUGAAUUUUAUUGUCUGAUUGCAUCCAGAAUCCUACAUAUUUUAUGACCCAUCCUACAUAUUUUAUGACCCAUCCUUUAUAUGAAAUAUUUUAUGUAAUAUGUAAGCUCAAGUUUUCCUACUUGUCAAACUAUCAUGGAUGUACCAGUAACGUUUUCGGUGACAUCAUAACCCUCCUAACUUCAUUGAACAUAACGUAUUGUAAGGGGUUGUAAACGAAUGUUUUAAGCGCCUUAAGCAAUAAGGGUCACAAUUUUAGUACACAUGACAUCUCAAAUAACACUCUCUGCAACUUGCUAUUAGGAUGUUCGUUCGUCAGCACACCCAGAUUCUCUCUCGCUAGAUAAUCCAAAUAUUUUGUCUCAAAGUUGGUUUGGGUUUAAAUGCCAAACAAAUAUUAUCAGUCCCGGAAAAGCUAAAUCACUUUUUUUUUUUUUUUUUUACCUAUAUUUGUUAAUCCUUUAAACAGUUUUUUUUUUCACAGAAAAUAGAGCUUAUAAUAGUUUUAAAGCUUCUAAUUUAAGACAAAUUUUGUGAAGGUAGGCACUACAUUUUUAAAAUUUCUUAGGUAAUUUAAUUUCCAAAACUAAAACCACUUUUUGCCUGUUACAUGAUCAACUCCUUUCGAAAACUUUCCGUUCUUAUUUUGAAUAUAUUUUCGUACCUUUUAAGUAAAUUACAUUCAAUUUCCUCUGAUUAAAUAUUAAAAUUACAGUAAAAUUAUAAAGUAUUAUUGACCUUUGCCAUUUCUUCAGGAAUUACUCCUCUACAGGCACCUUCCUGAUAAAGAGUUUCUGAAACUGACACACGUUUACAGUCAGAUAAUCUUCUAUAGAACUUGACUGGGAUCAAGUAAAUAUGACUGAUUGUAUGAUAAUGUGCCUUUUGCAUUCAGAUGUUAUGGCGUGAUAUCAGCUUUCUAUGUAAACAACCAAUUUUCAUUCAACUACUUUUAACAUAAAAAUGUUAAUUAUGAGAGUUGAUAAAUGCCAGCAUUUAAAAGUAUUUGCCAACAGUAUGAUAAAGCUGUUAAAAACUUAUUACAAUUUUUUUAAAAGUUGUUAGUUUUUAAAACAUUAACCAAAUAAAUAGGUACUAUAAGAAAUCGAAAAAAUCCAUACGUUUUCUAAUACUUUACUGGACUGGAUUCCAUAAACUUAACGCAAUCGAGUUCUUGUUCCGCUGUUAUAAGCUACGGCCAUAAUUUUCAUUCAACUCGAGUAGAACAUGACUCAGUGAUGAUGUAUUCUACAAAUUUAUUGUGUCUAAAAUAAUUCACAGUUUGUUAAUUAAAAUGUGGUAAAAGCAAAUAUGUGAGGUGGGAACUCAAGAUCUUAGCCAAACAAUGGCAUGCAUGUAUCAGGUUCUCUUUUGUGUUUGAUUCAGCAUGAAUGGACAUCAGACUUAAGGAUAGUGACUUUACAUUAACUGCCUUUAUUAGUUUUUUCAUCAACCAGAAAAUGUCACAAAUGUUUUUAAUAUGCUGAAAUGGUAUACAAUUAUAUAGAUGCACAUAAAAUCAAGUUUAAAAAUCGUACAUGAUAAGAUCAGGUUGAAUCAUGACAUAAAAGAGUCUAAAAUAAUAUCCUUUCAAUUAAAAAAACAACGGGAUGUAUAUUUUUGUCUAGAAACCACAAAAAGUGAAAAAUUUAAUAGUUUAAAAAAAUUAAAAGAAUUAAUUUUGAAAAAAAAAAUUGAUAAAAUUACAUAAAAGUGGACAACAUCGGAAUAAGCAUAAGAAAUGUCUUCAAUAAAGUAAUGCAACAUCGCAAAAGAAUAUAUAAACAUCUGCUAUAAAAAAAUAUAUUCUAUUAAUGUUUACUUUGAUGGAUGUAUAAGAUUUUUAAACCAUAAACGUUAUUUAACAUAGAAAAAUCUGUGAGUGCCAAAAAAGAAAUUUAAAAAGGCAAAAUUACAAUUAACUAUGUUUUUAUUGUUAAUUUUUUUUGUUAAUGAAAUACAACCAAAUUCUCAACAAAAAAAAACAAUGUCAGAAUAUUGAUAUAUGUAGACCUAAGUGUUCGUUCAUACAUUUUAACUUUAACAUUAAAAAUAUCACAAAUAUUUUUGAAUAUAAGGAAAACAAUUAAGUAUUUUAAAAAUUUACCCAUAAUAUUAAAGGUAAUAAAUAUCACAAUGUAUUAUUAUUUUUUUUAAAUAUUAUAAUAUUAACGUGUAUCUCUCUGUGAUAAAUGGUUGUGAAUAACAAAAUAAGUGUAUAAGUAUUGGGAUUUUUUUCCCUCCAAUGUAAAUUAAUUCAGUACCGGUAUACAAUUGUUUUUAGUAAAAGCAUUUAUUUUCUAAUUAAUAAUAAAAUCUUCUGAAACAUUAUAAAAAAUGUUUUUACAACAAGGAUAAAUAAAAAUGCAAUAAAAUAUUUGAAAGACAUCUAACAUGAUAUGUUAAACCAAAUUUUUUUAAUGAUUUAUUAAAUAUACCAAUAUUUGUGUAGUUAUGUAAUUUUUUAUUAUGUUGUCUAGUAAUAAUUUAUUUUAAAUUUUAAUACGGUAUUUUAACAUACUUUCUUUUAUUUAAUCUUCUAAAACUAUACAGAGUUUUACAAAUUUUUCUUAGAUUGGACGAUAUUUUCUAAGCAGAUUUAUUACUAGCCACAAGAAAAAACUUUUCUUUGCAAUGCACCGGCACUGUCUUUAAAAAUUGAAAAUCUUUUUUCAAGGAAGACAAAUGAAAAUCUCUAUGAUAUUUUACAUUUUUUUAUUUAACAGAUUUAUUUUUAAUUGUCAAUCAUUUGGUACUUAUGUAAGUAUUAAAAGUUUUUAAGUUAGAAUAAUUAAAAUUUUAGGACUCGUACAUUUAAGUAGUUUAA
This is a messenger RNA of Bacillus rossius redtenbacheri, 5145 nucleotides long. Its product is annotated as proton-coupled amino acid transporter-like protein pathetic. The transcript is spliced from 10 exons. Bases 231 to 1616 code for a protein of 461 amino acids. The record is from RefSeq and is a predicted model, not a curated record. NCBI's taxonomy places the organism in Eukaryota, Metazoa, Arthropoda, Insecta, Phasmatodea, Bacillidae. Gene Ontology annotation, biological process: amino acid transmembrane transport. Gene Ontology annotation, molecular function: L-amino acid transmembrane transporter activity.